Messenger RNA from Echinostoma caproni, 2109 nucleotides. Lineage: Eukaryota; Metazoa; Platyhelminthes; Trematoda; Plagiorchiida; Echinostomatidae. The record is from the annotation of a GenBank genome assembly.
AUGACUUUUCAGUAUAGACGAGAUUCGAAGCCCUCCACAGAUAAUCCGGCUGGAGUGACUCGUGGUUCAAGUGAAUACACCGAGACACAAAUAGAUGCGAGCACACGAGACUCCUUGCCAAAAUACUAUCCAAGAGAUCAUGAAGUUACCCGAUGGCUUGUAAACCAAAUGCGUUGUAGAAAUGGCCUUCAUCAUUUGGUGAAUCUUGCAAAUGUUCAACCCAGUCUACUCUCAGCCUAUUUCGAAUUAUAUGACCAACCACAUUUGUACAUCGAUGCUAGAACCGGUCCAGGUAUGCCAGCCUAUGGAAUUAAAACGGUGCUUUAUCUAACCCCACUGGCUAUCGCUAUCUACUUCCGUUUACGUUCAGUUUUACGUUUACUACUGGACACUUCUGGGACAAGAAUUCAUGCCCGAGCACGACAAGAGAUUGAUGUGAAUGCUACAUGCUACGUUCGUCGAGUGAAACCCCGGCCCGGACCAUUUGUCAUGGAUGAAUACUCAACCACACAUCCGGCAAUCAUAGCAGUUCGAAGGGAGUUUUUCGCCGGCCUCACAAUACUCAUGUCGGCUAAUUUCCAUCCACAAGCACCGAUAGGAAUCAUUGAACGAUUGGGCACAACACGGGAAACCACACAUUGGUUUGUAGACCUAUUGGACUUUUGUGUAAAACUACUAAACACGCGUCCGGGAGUGGAUGUAAUUGGAUUGUUACAAACAAUUAGCUAUCGCAGUCUGUCCGAUAGCAAUUCGACUGCAUGCUACUACGACCCAUGUGUGUACGAUGUCCGACCAGCUGUGCCAGAGCCUGGAAGACCAGAUACGAAUGAGGAGGUUUGGUGCUCCGUUUUUCAUCGUCUUGCUCGUAAAGGAGCUAGUCGGAGCUAUUCGAAUUGUGGCAAUCGAUUGAUCGGCCUACUAGAACAUGUCGCAGCGGCCGGUUUUUUUCGACAGAAAUAUAUGCCUAAAGGUCCAGUUCAGUAUGAUGUGGAUUUGCUUAAUCGAAAAGGAAAUCGUAUGGUCGGUGCUCGAAAAAUGACACCCGAUCAAAUCAACAAACUGACUGGGCCUGAAAAGGAGACAGCCCGUAUUAGUAUUGCCGCGGACCGAGACGCUUGUUUGUGUUUGCUAACUCUGUGGUUGGAACGUGUGCGAAACCGAUGCCUCGAUAGACAAGCACAACGUCUAUUCAGACUGUUAACCACCGGUUUAGCUGACACUGGACUUUUAAGUGACUUCCUGUUCCCACCACCUGAAGUCGAUUCAUCCAAUAUUUUGCAUCCCUACUGGUUAUCAAUGGGAUUGGCUAAGAAUACAAAUAAACAGACUAACUCGCAGACCAUGCUCCCGGUGGACUUUUUAGAUGACGACGCUAAUGAAAUAUGCGAACUGGAACCGCCUCAAGUGAACGAAAUUCGACAAGAAGUUGGUAUUCUUGGACAUGCGCUCGGAUUGGUGGAUUACUCGGAAAAACUGUAUAAUCUAGGCUAUCCACGUCUGGUCGAAAUUAUGCCUGUGAGUGGAGCGGUUGGAGAUGCCGAGAACUACUUGCACGAACGAGCUACCUUACAGUCCGGAGGAGAAAUAUACAAAGACGCGGUUGCCUCCCCAUCUCAAUUAGACUCACCGGAUAAUCUGUGCACUUCCGAGAACAUUGAUCGUAAGGGAAAUUUGAGUAGAUCUAGUGCAUAUGGGAAUACAAUUCUGACGCAUAUUCAACGUAGGCCAAGGGCAUCAAAUAGCCAACCGUACUGGUCUGGUCCGAAUCGAAAUAUGUCCACAUCUCCCACCGCACCGGGAAAACUCAGUCUUGCUAAUCCGAUUCCCCUGGAAGAUAGAAAUGAUAAUAUGCGCGAAAGUAUGACCACAGUCUGUACAAAAUCUCAUAUGGGCUCUGGCAAUCUAGACUCUACAAAUGUGGAAGCAAAAAUGGAACCGCAAUCGGAAAAAUGCGUUGAAACGAAAAAUAUCCCACCGAAAUCCAUAAACAAAAAAGAAGAAGUUUCACGUUCCGCGGAACGUUCAACACAUGGUAUGCAUACAACAAAUGGUUCAAAUCGGAACAACGCGUGGCGUAGCAGACAUUUGGACAAAAAAUCCCCAAGGUGA